Messenger RNA from Quercus lobata, 468 nucleotides. RefSeq lists its product as uncharacterized. The coding region runs from base 112 to 462 and encodes 116 amino acids. Gene Ontology annotation, molecular function: protein binding. Lineage: Eukaryota; Viridiplantae; Streptophyta; Magnoliopsida; Fagales; Fagaceae. The transcript is spliced from 2 exons. The record is from RefSeq and is a predicted model, not a curated record.
UCAUUUCAGAAACUUCUCUGCCCUGUCUCAACAAAAAGCUCAGCUACGUUGUCGGGGAUUUCACUAUUUUUUCACUCAAAAUCUCGGAUGUGCCACUACCGUCAGUGAUAGAUGGGUAACUGUUGUGACUCUGAUGAAGAAGGACCUCCGGAGUCGAGAAGCGUCAAAGGCGAUCCAGGAUCUCCGCGGCAAAGAUUGAGAGACGAACAAUUAAAGCAGCGUAGUGAGUGGGAGGAAUUUGUAGAUUGGCUUCGUCGGUGGUGGCAGGGUGAUAAUGAGUCGUGUGAUAUUGAGCGGUGUGAUAAUGAGCAUGAUGAUAAUGAGCAGAGUGAUGGUGACCAUAUUUAUGAGCAAAAGGUGCAAAUACUUGUGGAGAUGGGCUUUGCUGAAGAUGAUGUAAGAAGAGCUCUAAAUGAAAAUGGUUGUAAUGAAUUAUUGGCUCUGCUCAUGCUUUGCGUAUAGAAUACG